AUAUCGACAGCGGAGAUCGAGGCGGCAAUCGCGGCCUGCAAAGAGGGGAAGGCGUCUGUCCCUGAUCUCGUUGUCUGUAGCUGGUACCGUUCCUACGCUGAUCAACUGGUACCGAUCCUGUCAGUGAUGCUCAACAAGUGGUACGCGGCAGGAGUGUUCCCUGAGUCCUUUCUGGAGGCGGAUAUAUUCUGCCUCAAGAAGUCAGGGGAUCUGCAUAAUCCUUUAAACUACCGGCCGAUCGCGCUCCUGAAUACGGACUACAAGAUAUUUUCCAGAAUCCUAGCGACAAGAAGAGUGCGAGAGACGUUGGACGACCGAGUGCAUCCUCACCAG
Messenger RNA from Phytophthora sojae, 333 nucleotides. RefSeq lists its product as hypothetical. The annotation marks the transcript as partial. The record is from RefSeq and is a predicted model, not a curated record. The transcript has 2 exons. NCBI's taxonomy places the organism in Eukaryota, Oomycota, Peronosporomycetes, Peronosporales, Peronosporaceae.